AAUUCUGCUCCGUUACCAACCUUCAAAUACACAGACAGACAACAGUCAACAGUGUAUGUUUACUAUUUUGUUUUCUUCGUAACCUCAAUUUAAUAAGAAAUAUAUUUUUAUACACUUAAUUUCACAUUUCAGCAUGAGUAAUAUAUACAUACAAGAACCACCUACAAAUGGCAAGAUUUUACUGAAAACAUCUGUUGGUGAUAUUGAUGUGGAAUUGUGGUCUAAAGAAGCACCGAAAGCAUGCCGGAACUUCGUGCAGUUGUGUCUUGAAGGUUACUAUGAUGGGACUAUCUUUCAUAGAGUUGUCAAAGGUUUCAUCGUCCAGGGAGGAGAUCCCACAGGCACAGGCACAGGAGGGGAAUCAAUCUAUGGAGAACCAUUCAAGGAUGAGAUUCACUCCCGCCUGCGGUUCAAUAGAAGAGGGCUUGUGGCGAUGGCCAAUGCUGGGAAAGAUGACAAUGCAUCUCAGUUUUUCUUUACUUUGGCUCCCACUCCAGACCUUCAGAACAAACACACCAUCUUUGGGAAAGUCACUGGUGAGACUGUCUUCAACAUGAUAAAACUGGAAGAUACUCUUGUAGACCAAGAUGAUCGACCAUUAUAUCCACCGAAGAUUAUUGGAACAGAGGUUUUGAACAACCCAUUUCCAGAUAUUGUUCCAAGGGUAGUAAAAAAGAAAGGCCAAGAUGAAAAACCUACCAAGAAACCCAAAGUAGCAGGUGUGAAAAAUUACAAACUUCUUUCAUUCGGAGAAGAAGCAGAGGAGGAUGAGGAAGAAGUAACAGAAGUCUCCAGGAAGUUCUCUGGCAAGAGCAAGUCAACACAUGAUCUGCUCUCAGACCCUAAGUUGAGUGCCUUACCGGCCGUGCUAGAGGGUGACGUGGGCAUGUCUGGGCAUUCCAGCUCUGAUGAAAAUUCUGACCACGCAAGGGAAAGAAUGGAUAUGAUCAAGAAAAAACUAGGAAGGCAAAAGACAAAAGAAGUACCCAAUGUACAAAAGGAAGAUGAAGAGGAAGAAUACGAAUUUGGAAAAGAGAGAAGAGAAGAACUAAAGAGAAAAGCAGAAGAAUUGAAAAAAGAGUACAAAUCUUUAAAAAGAGAUCUUCAAACAAAGAGAAAAGAAUCUGAAAGAGAAACCGUUAAAGAAAAAUCCCCUCCAAAGGAAAAAGAUAGUGACAGAUUUACUCAGACGAAAUCAGAAUAUAAUGAAGAGCUUGAAGCAUAUAAAGCCAAAAAACAACAGAUUCCCAAAAAAGGAGCCUCAAGGGAAGCAAUGACUCUGUCUCUGUUGGAGAGGUUCAGGAACAAGCUGACUUCUGUGAAGCAGCAAGUGGGAGAUGAGCAGGAACCAAACCCAGAGGAAGAGGAUGAUAAAGAUGAGAGUUGGUUAGCACACAAACUCCAUUUUGAGGAUAAGUUGCCAGUUUUAGCGAAAGAUGCCAAUACAAAGGAUGAUGAAUGGUUUGAGAUCUCAGAUCCUCGGAACGCUAUCAACAAACGGAGAAGAGAGGCCAACAAAGGAUCAAACAGCAACAAGCCACUCAAGCAUGAUACUCUUGACAGAGUCAAAUGAAUCUUUUUUAAUUUACAAGCUGUUGAUGUUAUAUGUAUAUAAUGUAAAUAACAUUUAGGAUGGUAUAUAAUUAAAAUUUAUUUGUAA
Homalodisca vitripennis (glassy-winged sharpshooter) is the source of this 1660-nucleotide messenger RNA. Its product is annotated as spliceosome-associated protein CWC27 homolog. The coding region runs from base 134 to 1573 and encodes 479 amino acids. Gene Ontology annotation, biological process: protein peptidyl-prolyl isomerization; protein folding. The record is from RefSeq and is a predicted model, not a curated record. Gene Ontology annotation, molecular function: peptidyl-prolyl cis-trans isomerase activity. Gene Ontology annotation, cellular component: catalytic step 2 spliceosome. The transcript has 9 exons. Lineage: Eukaryota; Metazoa; Arthropoda; Insecta; Hemiptera; Cicadellidae.